Didymosphaeria variabile is the source of this 630-nucleotide messenger RNA. RefSeq lists its product as uncharacterized. The record is from RefSeq and is a predicted model, not a curated record. Gene Ontology annotation, molecular function: hydrolase activity. The transcript has a single exon. Bases 1 to 630 code for a protein of 209 amino acids. Lineage: Eukaryota; Fungi; Ascomycota; Dothideomycetes; Pleosporales; Didymosphaeriaceae.
AUGUCCUCCUCUACCAACUCCUCAAACACCCAUCUCCUCCCUCGUAGCAAUAUAUUCCGCCCAGCGCAACCUACCACCCUCCAGCGCUUCCGCAACCCAAUCGUCUUCUUUGCAACCUGGCUCUACACGCACCAGCCCUCACUCUCUCCUCCCUCUCCUCCAUUUCCACCCUCAGGAAAGCUGAAACGCAGAGACAGCAGCAUAGCACAUCCACUAAGAGUAGUCUGCAUAUCUGACACACACAACACCACACCCACCGUACCGAGGGGUGAUAUUCUAGUCCAUGCGGGGGACCUGAGUCAGAAUGGCACGUUUGAGGAGGUGCAGAGGGCGGUGGAUUGGAUAAGUAGCCUGCCUCAUGAGCAUAAACUUGUUAUCGCGGGAAACCACGACCUCAUCCUUGACGACGUCUUUGUCGCCGAUGCACCUAAUCGAGUCUUCACGACAGAAGAUGGGAGGAGAAAAGAGGAUCUAAAAUGGGGCGACGUCAUCUAUCUCGAGGAUUCAAUGGCUACGAUUAACGUGCGAGACCGAAAUAUCACGGUAUUCGGAUCACCGUACACACCGAAGUACGGUAAUUGGGCGUUUCAGUACGACCCCGCGAAGGGGGGGAAACCUGUGGCGCGGUAG